GGCGCCUCAUCCAGCCUGGUCGUGAAGUUUGCAGACACGGAUAAGGAGAGGACCCUGCGGCGGAUGCAUCAGAUGGCGGGGGAGCGGGGGAUCUUCCAACCAGUGCCACUGAGUGCAGGUGCCUGUCAGGGUUGGCAGCAGCAGGCAGCCCUGAUGGCCGCUGCGCAGGGGACCUGCCUCAACCCCAUGGCCGCCAUCGCCGCCGCCCAGAUGCAGCAGAUGGCCGCCUUUAACGUCAGUGGGCUGGUGGCUGCCCCCCUCACCCCCUCUUCAGGUACAAGCACCCCUCCUGGCAUCAGCACGGCACCAGUGCCCAGCAUCGCCACCCCGAUUGGGGUCAAUGGCUUCAGCCCGCUGCCGCCCCAGACCAACGGGCAGCCCACCUCCGAGACCAUCUACACCAACGGCAUCCACCCCUACCCAGCUCAAAGCCCCACGGUGGCAGAUCCCCUCCAGCAAGCCUACGCAGGCAUGCAGCACUAUGCAGCAGCAUAUCCCACCGCCUACGCACCCAUCAGCCAAGCCUUCCCCCAGCAAGCACCCAUCAUCCCACAGCAGCAGCGAGAAGGUCCCGAAGGCUGUAACCUGUUUAUUUAUCACCUGCCCCAGGAGUUCGGGGACGCAGAGCUCACGCAGAUGUUCUUGCCUUUCGGCAAUGUCAUCUCUGCCAAAGUCUUUGUGGACCGUGCCACCAACCAGAGUAAAUGCUUUGGUUUCGUCAGUUUUGACAAUCCGACGAGCGCUCAGGCAGCCAUUCAGGCCAUGAACGGCUUCCAGAUUGGCAUGAAGAGGCUAAAAGUCCAGCUCAAGCGGCCAAAAGAUGCCAACAGACCCUACUGACCUCUGCUCACCCUGGCCCUAUGGAGAGGU
Mesitornis unicolor (brown roatelo) is the source of this 870-nucleotide messenger RNA. RefSeq names its product CUGBP Elav-like family member 6. Gene Ontology annotation, biological process: mRNA splice site recognition; regulation of alternative mRNA splicing, via spliceosome. The record is from RefSeq and is a predicted model, not a curated record. The transcript has 7 exons. The annotation marks the transcript as partial. Gene Ontology annotation, molecular function: mRNA binding. NCBI's taxonomy places the organism in Eukaryota, Metazoa, Chordata, Aves, Mesitornithiformes, Mesitornithidae. Gene Ontology annotation, cellular component: cytoplasm; ribonucleoprotein complex; nucleus.